This is a messenger RNA of Xyrichtys novacula (pearly razorfish), 13826 nucleotides long. The record is from the annotation of a GenBank genome assembly. Lineage: Eukaryota; Metazoa; Chordata; Actinopteri; Labriformes; Labridae.
GUGUUUCUGUCGAACGCCGGCUAACCCGGAUGAUAAACAGAUAGCUUGUCAGAUGAGCGAAAGUAGAAAAUCGUAUGCAUUUUAAAAAGCAUUUCUGUUGAUUAUUUUAAAAUAUCAAAUGAUGAUUAUAUCCACAAAGUUGAGCGAACGUUCACCAGUUUAUCAUGGCUGUUUUAGAUGCUUUUAAUGUCCUGUGAAUGCUGACUUUUACGCCCUCACCAUGGUUACUCAGCAUUAACGAUCAGCUAUAGUGACACGACCUCCAUUUAUGGAUGUUAUUUAAAGUUUAAAUGACUUAAUAUAGUUUAAUUAUCACUUCUGCUUCACGUAAAAUCUACUAAAGGUAAGUACAUCUUGAAUGUCCUCACGAACGAGCUAAACCUGGCAAUGACGAGUUGUAGAUGAACCUCAUACUAUUUUCUACUAAUUGUGAAAUUCUACAAUCAGUUUUAUACUUUAUACGCAAUAUAAUACGUAUUUCUAUGCAGAUUAGACGUUUGUUUUAACUUGUAAUGAAUUCGGCAAUGUAAUGUAACGGUUUUAUGCGGCAUAGUUUUGCAUUUUGAUGUCAAGAAGUGCUGAUAUGCCGUUCACCUCUAAUCCCUCUGACGGGCUGUUUAACAGUGAACUACCUCGUGUUUUACCAAAGAAAAUGGUCGGUUUUUAGUUUGAAUCCUUGACAGUAUACCACAGAAGGUAAAUGAUGGACAAAGUUUUCUCUUUGACAUUAGGUAGUCAUGAAACAUACUGUCUAUUCUCCAAGCGAAAGUCAUCUUACUGGAAGAGCUUAAAUUAGCAAUAAUUUACAUGGAGUUUGGUGGGGGAAUUUCUCUCCGCACGUUUUAACCAAGCACAGAAACUGGCUGUUGUAACAGAGAGAAGGCAUUUACAUUGAAUCUGAGUGAUAAAAUAAGUCAAUUAACCAAAUGAAAUGUUAGUGAAUAGGAUAUUUUAAGUUAUCAUUCCCAGUUGCACCGUUAGGUGGAGCUGAUGUGUGGCGGAUGCUUCAUUUAAAUCACUUUACCAUAUAUUUCAUGUUACACACCUCUUCUUGUGGUUCUUUGUUUCAGCAGGAUGAUCUCUCAGGUCUUCAUCUUGUCCUCUAAAGGUGAUCACCUCAUCUAUAAAGACUGUAUCCUUCAUUUCUUCUCAAUUACAACAAUAUGCACUUGUUUCCUCCCCAAAUACACCCAAAUCUAACCUUUAAUACACUCCAAUGUACACGUUUUUUUUCUUUUAAAUUAAGGAAAUAUACCGCCUUGUUAGACUUUAUACCCCUUAUUGUAUUGUGCAAAUUACAUAGUGCCAUAUUAAACCAAACAUAAAUUUGUACAGAGCUUGUCUUGAAUAAUAUCUGUGUUUUAAGUCCUUAAUCCAACCGUCAGUUCGAGGAGAAGCGGGAAGUGAUGCUGUCAAUAUUUUCUACCAGAAGGUCACAGCCCUGACUGGAGACCAGCCUCCCGUUGUCAUGGUAACCCCGUGUUUAUGUGUGUGUUUGUGUUCAUGAUGUUUUGCGGCCUUUAGCUGAAUGAAUUUUUCACAUUCAUCAGAAACAUUAGGAGUGUCAUGUGAUGUUACGUCCCCUAAUAAGGACCUUAAAUUUGUCACAAGUCCUGUUGAUCCUUUGUUUACAGAGCCACAAAGAUCUGCACUUUGUCCACAUCAGACAAGGAGGGCUAUACUGGGUCGCCACGACAACAGCAGACUCCUCCCCCUUUACCAUCAUUGAAUUCCUCAACAGGUAAACAUCAACACAUUUCUUUUAAUAAAGUCAAAUUUAACAUGAUAAGGACAUGUCACAUGUGAAUCAGAUAAUGUUUAGAGUCUUGAUAGAAAUGCUCCAUCGCUCACUCCUCCCAUGAUAGUGGCCUUUGAGGACAAGAAGUGUGUAAUCACCUUAAUAUAAAAAUCACUUUGUUAUUUGAGUUCUGCCAUCUUGCACUGCCAUGUUUCUAUGGUAGCACAGAAUGGACAAAUUAGUAACAUACCUACGCUUUUUUGUAGCUACAUUAAAUGUGCCGGUUAGAAGAAGAAGAGACUGAAAAAAAAAGAAAAAACAAGCUUUAGAUAGGUGUUUUAAUGGUUCAAAUGUAAGGGGAGGGGAACAAGGGAGCAUUUCAGUCUGGAGUCUAUGUUUUAGAGAUGGCUAAACACAUACUGUACCUUAAAUAUGAAUAAAGUGAGAGGUUAAAAAGUCUAUUCUGUGUGGUUGUUAUUGGAAAAUGAAGAAGACUGCAGCACUAGAAAGAAAGUGAACCCAGAGUUUUACCUUUAUUAUAUAAGUGGAUGAAAUAAUCUGCUCUGAUCUCUGUCUCAGACUAACAGCUCUGGUUAAAGAUUACUGCGGCAGCCUGUCGGAGAAAUCUGUGCAGAUGAACUUCGCCCUCAUCUAUGAGCUGCUGGACGAGAUUGUGGUGAGUCCUGUGAACUCACCGUCAGAUGGGGGUAAAUGUGCAGCGCUAACGUUUCCCCCAGUCGUUGAUAUUAAUGAUGUGGUCGUGAUUCCUCAUCAGCUGAAGCAGAUGACAUCUUUAUUGUGUAAAUCUUAGCAAACGUUGCCUCUGAGGAAGGUUUCAUUCUAGCAUUUUACCCCUCGAUGUCGUUAGAUAUCCUCAUUCUACAGACUGCCCCUUUAAAAUGAAUUAAAAAAAGACAUCAUGAAGCUGCUGGGAUCAUGAAAACUGCAGCAGCUGGAGGAUGUGAAAGGGAAUAACUUCAUCAGGUUUGGUGAUAACUCUCCCCCAUCUGUCUUUGUGUGUUUAUAAGGAUUACGGUUACAUCCAGACAACAUCCUCUGAUGUCCUGAAGAACUUCAUCCAAACUGAAGCUGUUUCCUCCAGACCGUUUAGCCUCUUUGACCUCAGCAACGUCGGCCUGGUAUAAUGAAGCUAAAAAAACUGUAGCUGUAAGUUGUCCUCUAACGAAGAGCUGCGGUCCUUUCAACAGCUCUCUUUUUGUCGUGUUUCUGUAGUUUGGAGCAGAGACCCAGCAGAGUAAAGUGGCUCCGAGCUCUGCAGCCACCAGACCCAUCCAGUCCAGCAGAGAGCAGGUAAACCACGUCUCACCUGUGGUCCUAAAACUUCAACAGGAACACAUCUAAAUAAUCUCUAACUGCUUAUAUUCCUUUAGCUUCUACUUCACCUUAGUUCUUGAGAGGAUAUCUGGAACAAAAUUACUUAGAAGUGGUCAGCAAGACAAAUCAAAUCACUAGUUUUGGAUUAUUUUCUGGAUUUUCACAGAAACAUUAACAUGAAAAAGAAAAGAGGAAUAAGCAGUUGAAGGUAGACGAGCUGUGGAGCCUGAAAUUCAAGCACAGCCUCUUUUGCUGCAUUCACUGAAAACUGUUUUUCUUUAAGUGUCUUAACUCUUUUGGUCUGAAAAGUUAUUCUGAGAGAGUUUUAUUGAUUUCCAAUUAAAUGUAUCAGCAGUUAUUUGAUUAAUCCGUCAGUAAAAUGACAAAAAACUCUCUGGUGUCGUGUUUUCAUGCUAAAUUUAAAAAUCAGCUGGUUAAACUUCUUGACUGUAAAGAAAUAUCUCUUAAUUUUUGAUCUGUCUUUGUGUUUACGUGCAAAAAUGGACUCAGUGAUUAUUGGAGGAAAUCUUAAACCCUCUAAAUUACGCAAAUACCUAUAAUACAACAGAUAUGAGCGUUUAUCAUCUACAUUAAGCAUCAAUUAGACCUUCAAUUAUAACAUCAGUCUGUCACUGCUGAUGAGUCUAAACUGUUUUUGUAAACGGGUGGGAGUUUUAAAAAUAACCUGUAAAUGUUCCAGUAAAUAGUCCCGUUCCAUGUGGACUGUGGACUUCCUGAGACAAUGUGAACAUUUUCCAUGAAUGUGUCCUUUUUUGUUUUUGUUUUUCCAGGGAGGAAAGAGUGAGAUAUUUGUGGACGUGGUUGAGAGGAUGUCAGUCGUCAUCGGCUCCAACGUGAGUGACCAAAACAGGACAUAAACAGCAGUGACCAUCUGAAACACUUAAAACACUUUUAAGGAGGACUUUUAUUUUUUUUUAUUAUGUCUUGAGGGUAGCUGGGUAGUAGUAAAAGGAAUCAAACCUGUGCAGAGUCAUUCAACUGGUUUCACCCUCAAAAUGAGACCACUGUACGAGCAAAGUUUGUGAUCAGAAGAAAGCAAACCUGACUGGAAAACAAGUUCACAGGUAACUUCACUCUGACUCAGGUGUGUGAACAGUUUGGAGGCAGGGGAAACUGUCUACAACACCCAUCAUUCCCACCUGUGCAGAAUGUAGUUUGUCAUUGUCUCGCUGAAAUAUGAAGGUCUUCUCUGAAAUAGUUGGCAGACGUGAUGUGAUGCUGUCUAAGGGCCUGAAGAUCAGGACCAUCCAGUCUUAGUUUUGGUCCUUGUUACAGACCGCUAAUUCUAGUCCUCGAUCAGUGGAAUUUAUGUCAUGAUUACUAGAAAGUAUGAACCGUCAGCAGACAGUGUUUGUAAAGGUUUAUUUUUAUGAAUCAGCACAAGUAUGUCUUAGAGGUGGUUUCAGUUAUGAUCCUUACAAGAAUGAUUUCUGCUGCAGGGAGUCAUGAUGAAGGCCGACAUCGAGGGAGAGAUUAAAGUCAAAUGCUACAUGCCGAGCUGCUCAGGUGAGAUUUUGUAUCAGCCGGAUUUUCUGUCUGGUGGUUGAAUUCAUAACUAAAACAAUAAUUGAGUCAAUCUAAAGAAAAGUGAUUAAAACACACAGAGAGACUCUCCUCUAUAAGCUGAGUCUGGACAUGGGUAAUGCAUGACUCUAAAAUAUGAACCUCAUGUAGAGGAGGGCGAGGUUUGCUUCAGUAAGAAGUUCUCAUCAUGAAGCUUGAGAUUCUUGUAAUUCUUUGACAGUUCAUCGAAGUUUUCUGUUUGUCUGUUUGGACCUGACAGUUAUAAAAAUACGACUUCAACAUUUUCUCUCUGAUUGAAACAGAAAUGAGGAUCGGACUGAAUGAGGAGUUCAGCAUCGGAAAGUCACAGCUCAGAGGUAAAACACACACACGAUCUGUCAGACUCACUUAGUGUGAAUUUAAACACCAGAUAUCUGCAGCAUCUAUAAAAAGGUCAAAUAAAAGUCAUAAUAUUAGGAAAACAAAGUCUUAUAUCGUGGGAAUAAAGACACUUUAUUAUGAGGAUUAAUAGAUAAUAUGUUAGAUAGUCAUGGUAUUACAGUAUAAAGUAGUUCAGGUUCUGGACCAAAAUGAGGACCUUGGAGUAGCUGGUUAAAGUGUCCCUAAUGUUUUGUCCCCUCAGAUCCACAUUGUUGUAAGUAUCAGGACUCUGAGACAUGCGGUAUCCCCCUUUAAAACAGGGUUAUGAGGCUAAUCAGGUAGACUUCGGCGGGUAUCAUUGAAGACCAAACCCUGAAGACCUGAGGACUCUAAUUAGCUCACAUAAAAAAAAAUAAAACCCGACCUUUAAUAGUUCUGUAAACCAAUAAAAGAACCAUAAAAUCAGGUCUAAUUUACAGCCGCCUGAUGCCGGUACAGAGACUUUAAGAUGGUCUAAUGUGGACUCUCUCUUUCUGGUCUUUGUCAGCAGUCUUACAGCUGAAUCUGGAGAAUCUGGAGAGACCAGAAAGACGAGUGUUAUUACAGUCAGGGACAUGACAGAGAAACGGACACGUUUUCACCAAGACCGACAAAAUUCACCAUCUUUGUUUCACAAACUUCAUCUACAACAUGAAGAAAUGAAUAAUAUUAUGGAGUUAAAACAGUAAAUUUAUCUUUUAAAACCCUCCAAAGACCUGGACUCUGAUACCAAACAUCCAAAAAGUCUGUUCAGUUUCAAUCGUAACAGUUUAAAAACCUUUAAAAAGACACCGACUCGUGUCUCCAGAUCUGUUAGUGAACUCCAGAGUGAUAAUAGACGACUGUAAGACACUCCUUAUCAAACACAGAAGACCUGUUUUCAUUCAGUCAGCGUUAUUAAACAGGUAAACAUCACGUCCUCCGCUCUUUCAUUUCCUGAUCCUGCUUUUUUAUAGCUCCUCUCAAAACACUGACAGGACACGACUGUAUUUUACUCAUAAUUCAUUUGACAACACAUUUAAAGGGGAAUUAAGGAGUCCUAAUCGAAGCAAUUUCCUGAAACCUUCAUGUGCUCAAACACGAUGAUGGAUGAAGCUCUUCUUACCUUCCAAUCAGAUUUAAAGCUUCAGUGAGGAGUUUUCGACAGUUAUGAGGCGAGACAAACAGUUUAAUUACUUCUCCUACAGCAAACACACACAGUGAGAGAUAAGAUUCACUGUAAAACGACAACAAGAGGAGCGUUUCUGUCACCCCGCACAUAGACUGGAUAUACUAUGGACAACUUGGUGAGCAACGCAGUCUUCGUACACCCAUAGGCUGUAUCAAGUGUCAAUCAUAGAAAACAUGAACCCUCUAAAAACUUUUAAAAAUGGAGCUGUGCAGAAAAAAAGAGAAAAAAGUUUGUCCACAGCCCCAUAGAGAUUGCUGGAGGAGGCGGGAUUUAUGACCUAUACUGCAGCCCAUCAACAGAGGGUGCUGUUCUCGGAGUGGCUUCACCCAGCGAGGAGGUAGACGGCGUCCAUUCUAUAUACAGUCUGUGACCCCGACUCAAAGUCAGCUACAAUAAAAGUUACCGCUUCGUCCACAGGGGGAGCCCAAAUCAACACAACAAGAGAUUUCCCCACAGGAGCUUUAAGAUCAUUAAAGUUCAGUGUGUUGUUUUUAUUUUGAGCUGAAUAGUUAAAAUCUCUUAGUCUUUUCCUGAUUUUAACUUUUUAGAGUUUCCUUUCCAUCUGUUUAGUCAGAACAAGCAGAGCAGAGCUGUCAGCUGUCAUCCUUAUUCAUGCUGCGCUGUGAUUCGCUUGUGUAUUUGAGGUUCCGGUUUAUCUUAACGCUUCAUUUGGUUUGGGAGUCACCCUUUUACUGUCUUUGUUUGAGAGUUUUUGUUCGCUAAUAAGCUCUCAUCAACUGAAAGUAAACAAAGAUCGGUUGUUCUGCUGUUUUGUAGAGCAAACUUUCGAGCCCGGCAGCAAACAGCACCCUCUGUUUUCUAAAACCAAGUGAGAGUUUCCAUGGCUGUGUGUUUGGGAUCUUUGUCUCGCUGAAAUGUCCACCAUCAUUUUUAUCAAGAAUCUUUCGGUACAUCUUUCCAUUCAUCCUUCCUUCAGUUAUAUAAAGUUUGUCGGUGCUGUAUGUUGAAAAACACCAUGAUGUUCCCACUUCCAAACUUGACUGAUGGUAUGGUGGUUUUGGGGUGAUGUUCAGUGCUGUGUGACCUCCAAACAUGGUGUGUAUUGUACCUGCUAAAUCCAGGUCUUUCCGAAGUUCUCCACACGUGGUCCUUGGCUCUUGGACGGCUCCUCUAAUAAUUCUUUUCACUCCUCUCUUGCGAGGAGCACCUGAUCGUGGUCGGUUUAUGGUGAAACGAUGUUGUUUCCACUUCCGGAUUACGGCCUCACAGGACAUUCAGAAGUGAAGAAAUCCUUCUGUAACCGACGCCAUCAGUUUGUUUUGCAACGAUAAGGUUACGAAGGUCUUGAGUGAGCUCUCUGUUUUUAUCAUGAGAUGUUUCUUGUUGACACCUUGGCAUUGGAGCUGAAGAGUUUCUUGUCAAACGGACCUGCUGUAGCAUGUCGUAGCGCCGCUAAACUGUUGACUCUUGGGUCCUGCAAAGUCCUGCAAACAUUGUGUUUGCUGGUAGUUUGUUGGCAUCUACAGUAGCACCAAUGUGUUUUACUUUCACCUUGACUGGUCCCCAUUUGUAAUUAUCUGAAGUAUUUAUCUGCAUUGUAUCUGAAUUUAAUUGAAAUGAUACGAGCGAGCAGGAGCUUCUGUUUGUGGGCGGGGCUUGUUGGAGCAGAGAGGGAGGGGAGAGGAGGAGCUGAAGGGAAAACUGGUUGGGAGGGGUAGAGUUUACGUUCAAGAUUUCUACCAAAAACUGGAAUUAACUCCGAUCCUGACUACACCACCUUAAAUUACGGACAUCUAAGGUUUGAUGUCUUUACAUGGGUUGUUACAGACAUCUGGUGACAAUUUCAUGUUAGUUGCAACUUUAGAAAUAUAUCUACUGAUAAAAAUGGUGACGUGUUCAAUACUUACUUUACCCGCUGUAUGUUCAAUAUUGAAUAUCUGUUGAUUUGUUCUAGUUUUGUCAUGUCUUUUAAAAGGUUCGUUGUUUUUCUGCCUCUUAGUAACUCUGACUUUUAAAGAUGUUGUGCAGUUGCUGUUAUGUUCGAUUUAUCAGGUUUCACGUCUCGUUUUUAGUGAAAGAUUGUGACUGAAAAGUCUGAAAAAUGUCAAAUUUAUUUAACAGUUUGAGUUUCCACACCAAACUCUCUUUUAACCGUUUGGAUAUUUGGCUUUAUGACGUUUGAGUAUCAGGUUAAUCUUUGUGAGCUCAGUUAAAAAUCCUCCAUGUUUUCUUUCAUCAGGUUACGGGUCGUCUGUUCGAGUCGACGAGUGCAGCUUCCACCAGGCGGUUCGGCUUGACGAGUUUGACAGCAACCGGAUUCUCCGACUGUGUCCCAGCCAGGGGGAGGUGCUCUUAGAUUCACUGUUAUACCGACUUUUUAUAUGUUUAUUUUCAUGCUUUGUCUUUGCGAUCACCUCAGAGUAAAAAGAUGAGUUUUCACUUUAAGAUCAAAGUCUGAAUUUAUAAUAAUAUUCAGUAUUUUUCAGUUGUUAUUCCAGACUGUGAUGUUACUGCUGCAUGACGCUUCAUCUUUAACAUGUAGCAGUAAAAAGUCAAACCGUUGUUCUCCUCCUCUUCAUCAUGUUCUCCUCCUUCAGCAAACAGUGAUGCAGUACCAGCUGAGCGACGAUCUUCCUUCAGCUCCUCCUUUCAGACUCUUCCCGACCAUCGAGAGAGACAGCGGAGGAAGGUAGACUCACCAUCAGAGACCAGAACAGUCCAGUUAAAGAGGCUGGACAUGAGACCGAACAGAUGCUGUAGUCAGUGUCGAUGCUGUCUGGUGUAUUUGGAUAGACUCUUCUUAAUAAAGGAUAAAAACAUACUUGACUUACAGCUUACUUAACCUCUGUUUGUGAUAAGAAAACAAAACAGUCAUCUCCAGAGAGCUGGCAGGGAAAAGUCUGGACACAGUCGGGGUGAAAAAUCAGGCUGUUUGCUUACAGACGUGCAGCUGACCUGUGAAAAUCCAGACAUUUUUAGGAGUUUUGUGCAUGUGUGAAAGCACUGCUGCUGAGAUUGAGUAGAAACAUGUGUGAAUAUCUGUGUCUGUGGUUUUUGACUGAAGGCUGGAGAUUAUUUAAAGAAAACAUCAGGACCUCAUCAGCUGACAUGGUUUGUUUCUGUGCAGGCUGCUGAUGUACCUGAAGCUGCGCUGUGAUCUGCCACCGAAGAGGUGAGUCUUUACAGGUGCCGUCCCGAAAAAUGAGAUUAUCAUGCUUUUUUUCCCCCUCAUUUUUAAAUUCUAUUAUUGAGCCUACUUUCUUUAGAUGGACGGUAAAAUGUCGACAGUAAACUUCCUGUCAGCUGUCUGCACCAUAGGCUGAGAUGUAUAAUGUUUAUGAUGAAGCACCUGAAAUUUAAGACUCUGUAGGCCAUUAUAAUCAAGUUUUAAUCAAACAAAAUUACAUCUCUGACCUCUAAGAUGUUUACACCCCCACACGUCCUUGAGGUCGGCUGAUCAGCUCCAACUCAUCGUCCCUAAAACCCAUUUAAAAACCUGUGGCGACCGAGCUUUCUCAGCUUUGGCUCCCAAAUUGUGGAAUGAAUCGCCACUCGAGAUUAAAACAUCCCCCCACUCUCUCUACUUUUAAAUCACGUCUUAAAACUCAUUGGCUUUUAGCUCAGCAUGAGAGUUGUGUGAUCUCUGCCCUUUUAUGUCUUUUACGGUCCUUUUAUCACCUUUAUUUCUUUUACGCUUUCAUUAAUUUUAUUUAAUUUUAAAUGUUUUUUCACCUGCUUUUAUUUAUUUCAUCUUGAUGUUUUCUACAUUGUCUGUUCUGUUCAUUUUAUUGUGCACCACUUUGUUCAAACUUGAAUGUUUUUUCAAAUGUAUAAAUAUAGAAACAAAGCGGAUUGGAUUGGAUUGGAAAAUGCUCAAAACACAAGAUAAGUCCAGAAUAUAUCAAAGUGUAGUCAACGGAAAUCAUUGAACUUCUUCAUGAUAGUGUAAUUUAGUGAGACGUACCUGUAAAGAGAACUUAAUUAUCGACAUUUAAUGCAGUUAGCCUGUUUAGUGUCAAACGUUAAAAGACAAAUCUCUUAUAUUUUACCGUUUUUCUGGAUACAAAAUAUAAAAAUAUAAAACUUCUCUGAAAAGUGUGUGAAAUGGGAAAAAUGUAGAAGUGUAAAUACUUAAAAAAUCUCACCUCUGUGGUCACACCAAGGUCAGAAAAGACUGCUAAGAGGAUUAACAGAUGAUGAUGAUGAUGAUGAUGGUGUGAUUGUUUUCCUCCACAGCACUGCCAUCAACGUGUGUGCGUGCAUCCCCGUCCCUAAAGGCUCUGUGAGGUGAGACGGGUCAUUCAAAUCAGCUGCUGCUCUGCGACUCUCCUGUUUGUUAUUUAAACGAGUCUGUAUGUAAAAUCUCCUCCUGAGGCUGUUCUGCUGUUCGUUGAUCACUCUUGAUUUGAAUAUGACUCAACGUUUUUUACCCUCCACAGCUCCGGUGUUUCUGAGUCGACUUUAUAAACUCACAGAAAGUGUUCAGUCCGGAUAGAGAGUCACUCAGAGACAGAGUGGUCCUGUGUGUGUGUGAGGAAAGGUUUAAAAACUGUCCGAUUGUAAAGGGAAGCUCGGCUUUUAAAUGACACAUUAACUCAGCAGACUGAGGCCCUCCUUAUUUGUUAUUUAAAACUUAUGGAAAUAAGAGUCAAUGACGUGUGGAGGGUUUGGCCCUCCAACAGGUGAGGCAGAAUCAAACUCUGACUUUUCUCAGGGGUUUCAGGACUCUUUCACUCCACCAAUAUUUUGCAUAUGAACCUAAACUGAAUCAAGUAAACCCUUUAAAUCACCUGAACUGAUUACACCGAGUGAAAACUGGUUCCCUAGGUCCACAACAUCAGGCAGACAUGGACAGAAUUAAAGACCGUCUUAUGAUGGAGGGGAUGAACACAUCCCACUAAAGCGACAGUUUCUCAGCUUGGUUUUGAUGUGUGUUGGAAAGUAUUGACUCUGUAUAGGCAAAGAGGGGCGUCCAGGACUGGUAAAUCUAGACUUUUGCCCUCUGACUGUCCAGUACAGUACCUGUAGUUUGUUGAACUCACAAUCCAUUUUGCACCAGGACCCGGAGAUGCUUGCUAAGACUCACUCUACACCCAGAGAGAGCAAAACACCCUAAAGACUCAGACUUUGACCCUCAUCCUGGCUGCAAACUGCCCCAGUACCUGUCUAGGGUCCCAGCUUCAUGAUCCUGUCCAGUAAAAUCCCAAACAGAAUCAGCGACAAGAGGAAACCCUGACAAAAGUCUGACUUUAUGCAGAGUACGCGGACACAGCUUACUCAAACUCCCAUAUUCCUGCAGUACCCCCUUAGAUUUUAAGCCCUCUCUAAGUCCAUUUAAAGGAAUAUACCAGCUUAAAAUUAAUUUAGGGUCAAACACACCGUGACACAGAGUUAGACACCCCCUCUAGAGAUGAAUGUUGCCGACCGCUUGCUUCUCUAGUUAUACCAACUUUAGUAACAACCGCACGAUAGCAAUACAGCGAGCCACGCGCUCAACCAAAACGCCACUCUAUAGCCACAAAUAAUGCUCAGAACAGCACCUAACUUCAUCAACAGUACAUAUAGGGUCCCAGCCAUAGUACUAGACACCAAGCAUCUUUUUAACUUUGACUAAUUUCUUUAGCAAAGAGACUAAAAACAACUCACCUACUCUCUUCCAGCAGCUGUUUGUUUGUAGCGAGACCUUGGGCCAGUCCAUUACAAAGUAAAGUCAAGUCAAAGUCAACUUUAUUGUGAUAUUGUGAUAUGCGAUUUAUAUGCGAUACAUGUUAAACAUACAGCACAGAUGAAAUUUUAGUCCUCUCAGACCCACGGUGCAUAACAAUAAACUAUAAAAAUAAAACUAUAAAAGUAUAAAUAUAGAAUAAACAACUAAGCUAAACAAAAGACUACCUUAAAUACUCAGAUUAAUUUACAAAAUAAAUAUAACAAUAUAAACAGUACAAUCAGUGUACAGUAUAAAUAAUUACGCAAUGCAGCGGGGUGACGCAGCUCAAGGAAGAACAUUUAUGAUAAUUUCUUCAUCAUUUCCUUGAAGUAAUAAUCACCAUAUUAAUCAUUUUGCACUGCAGACGCGGUAGUUCUUCUGUCUUAGCAUCUCAGUCUGAUUGUAUUUCCAUGAAGAAAUGAUCAUAAAUGUUCUUCCUUGAGCUGUGUCACCCCACAGCAGUCCAUAAUGGACUGACCUAAGGUCUCACUACAAAUAAGCGGUCUCACUACAAUAAGAGUAGGUGAGUUGUGUUUAGUCUCCUUGCUCAAGAAAUUAGUUAAAGUUAAAAAGAUGUUUGGUGUCUAGUACUAUGGCUGGGACCCUAUAUGUACUGUUGUUGAAGUUAGGUGCUGUUCUGAGCAUUAUUUGUGGCUAUAGAGUGGCGUUUUGGUUGAGCGCGUGGCUCUCUGUAUUGCCAUCCUGCAGUCGUUUAAAGUAACUAGAGAAGCAAGCAGUCGGCAACAUUCAUUUCUUGACGGGAUGUCUAAUUCAGUGUAACGGUGUGUUUGACUCUAACUUAAUUUACCGCUGGAAUAUCCCUUUAAAUAGCAGCUGAUUCACAUGUCAUUUAUUUACGUCUGUGCCGUAAAGAUGAUUUCAACAGGUCUGCGUUUUUGCAUUGAACUACAACAGAUAGAAUAUGCCAAUACGAAGAUCUCUUGGUGUUCAGACUGUAGUCACACUUCUCUACUUCACUUAGAGCUGCUCAGGUCUGCUGGUCUUUACGUACUCAAACAUGAAUGUGUAAACUGACAGGCUUAAAUCAUGGGGAAGCUCUCAGCAGGAUUAACCAUCAAAUCACCUCCUAUGAGUGUUCGUCUAUAAAAGCUUUUCCACCUCAUUGCCUCUCAGAUGAUCUCUGCAGCACUUUAGGAACAUCUGCCUAUGACCUUUCACCUCCUGUGUGUGAAGAUGCUAAGGUAAACAGUGUGUAUGUAUGUGUGUGUGUGCAUGUGUUUGUUCAGUCUGUCUCAGGAGCUCAGCAGUCCAGAUCAGAGUGCCGAGCUGAAGCUGCAGAGUCGAGCCGUGGAGUGGAAGAUCCCGAAGUUCACAGGAGGGACGCAGCUGUCUGCACUGUUCAAGGUGAGCACACAUGUCAGUGGACACAGGCCCUAAACCUAGAAGUAGAAACUGCCUUUAAAUAUAGAUGAUAACAGUUAAAUAGCUGCUAUUUAACAAAGACGACUCAGAUUGGAGAAGAAGAAUUAAACUCUGGUCUUUCCUCUUUGACUGUCCUCAGCUGGAGGUCCCCGGUCUAAGCUCAGCCUCCAUGUUGGAGGUCGGUCCGGUCGGCCUGAGCUUCGAGCUGCCUAAAGUCACUGUCACGGGACUUCAGAUCCGCUUUCUCCGCCUGACGCCCGUCCAGCCCGGCCCGUCACAGCGCUGGGUCCGCUACGUCACGCAUUCGGACUCCUACAUCAUCCGGGUUUGACUCUGACAUCUGGUCUCAGAGGAAUCAGAUGCCAAAGUCUGAGAAAGGCCCUUGAUAAGAAACGGUGGAUAUUUCAACCUUUUAUUACUUGAGAUGACUUGCUUUAAACUCUUAAGAAUUUGAAGUUUUAUCCAGCUGCAAAUCCUAAAACAUCUGUUUCCAUUUCACUAAAUUCAGCUGCCAGUUGUGCAAAUGUUGGUAUUUAUCUGCCUCCUUGUGCCUGAAUGUCUGUAAAUAAAUGUAAAGUCAUGUUUCA